Pseudocercospora fijiensis CIRAD86 is the source of this 2477-nucleotide messenger RNA. RefSeq names its product glycoside hydrolase family 37 protein. Gene Ontology annotation, molecular function: alpha,alpha-trehalase activity. Gene Ontology annotation, biological process: trehalose catabolic process. The record is from RefSeq and is a predicted model, not a curated record. NCBI's taxonomy places the organism in Eukaryota, Fungi, Ascomycota, Dothideomycetes, Mycosphaerellales, Mycosphaerellaceae. The transcript has a single exon. The coding region runs from base 480 to 2477 and encodes 665 amino acids.
CCGACUCACGAUGUCUCUGCAGAGCAUGCUUAGCACGUGCACAUGGCGUCCCUGCAUGGCACCACGAUCCAGGCCACUGCUUCGAGGCCAAUGCUCGCCAAGGAACCAGAAGAGGAGAAGAGGGCAUUGGCAAUGACGCCGACACGUCAAGCCAAGUCUGUUCGCGAGCGACUGUACCAUAAAACGUAGAAACAGAAGCAAUAUGAUGUCGGCGGCAAUCGGCGGAGCAGCAGAAAUCCUGCCCUCGCAUGGACAGUGAGCGAUCAUGAGACUUUGAAGGCAUAUAUAGCCUCAAGUCGUCGCCCGGGAGAUGCAACGUACAGAGCCCAGCGCUGUACAGCUGAGAAAGUUCUCGGUACUUCAGCCCGGCCGGAAAGCGAGGUUCAGGGAACGCAGCGAGAUUGUCAGUCUGCAGGGGUGAGCAUCGAUUGCUUCACUUUUCCUCCUCUUGGUAUCCAGCGCAGAGGUAGUGUCUCACGAUGAUAGCAUUUGGAAUACUGAUCACAGCACUCGUGCCGUUUGCUUUAGCACUCUACCGGAACGGCUCGGUGACAGCACCGUGCGAAUCACCUUUGUAUUGUCGUGGCGAGAUAUUGAAGCAGAUUCAGCUUGCUGGGGCAUUCGAGGACAGCAAGACGUAUGUUGACCUACCGACGAUUCGACCAUUGAACGAAGUUCUCGAAGCAUUCGAAAAUCUCAAAAAACCACUUUCGAACAACACCGAGCUGCAGCAAUUUCUAAGCACCUACUUCGGAAAAGCCGGCAGCGAGCUUAAGGAGCUGGAUCCAAAUUCGUUUCAGACUAAUCCAACUUUUCUUGAGAAUGUCAACGAUACCAAUAUCCGAAGCUUCAUAAGCCAAGUCAUAGACAUCUGGCCUAACCUGACACGCUCUUACGCAGGCGGUGGGAAUUGCUCAGAAUGUGUAAGCUCUUUCAUACCUCUCAACCGCACGUUUGUGGUUGCAGGUGGACGCUUUCGAGAGCCCUACUAUUGGGAUAGCUACUGGAUUCUGCAAGGUCUGCUUCGCACAAGGGGCUCAUUUACUGAGAUCGCGCGGAAUAUCAUCGAAAACUUCCUGGAUCUGAUUGACGAAUUCGGGUUCGUCCCCAAUGGAGCUAGGCAGUAUUAUCUGAACCGGUCACAGCCUCCAGUUUUGACUGAGAUGGUAAAGGCAUACGUCGGCUACACCAAGAGCACAUCGAUAUUGGAACGCGCGCUCCCAAUAUUGGAGAAGGAGUAUGCCUUUUGGACGACCAAUCGCAGCGUUGAUGUAGAAGUCAAUGGGACCUCAUAUCGACUGAGCCAUUACGCUGUUGAAAACAAUCAACCUCGGCCAGAGAGCUAUGUUGAAGAUUACCACACUGCCACGAACCAGUCCUACUUUGCCGCGUCCGGUAUCAUUUAUCCGGCCACGCCACUGAACUCUUCUCAGCUCGAUGUACUGUACAGCGACUUGGCUUCUGGCGCCGAGAGUGGAUGGGACUACUCUUCUCGAUGGAUCGCCAAUGUCAACGAUGCUAUCCAAGGUAUUUAUUUUCCUCUUCGUAGCCUGAACACUAUCAACAUCGUCCCGGUCGAUCUCAACAGUAUUUUGUACGCCAAUGAGAUUGCCAUAGCAGAGUUUCACAACAUGACCGGCAACGCUACUGCCGCGGCCUCCUGGGCAGAACGUGCCGCAGUCCGAUCUGCUGCCAUGGCCGCAGUUCUCUGGAGCGAAGAGCACUGGAGCUACUUCGACUACAAUCUCACCUCCCAAGCACUCAACAUGUAUAUACCUGUUGAUGCCGACGCGAAUGCCACGGAGACCCGCGAUGCCCCAAAGGGCAUGCAAGUCUUUGAACACAUCGCACAGUUCUAUCCGUUCUGGACCGGUGCUGCUCCAGACUACCUCAAGAAUAAUCCUUCAGCAAUCUUGCGAGCCUUUGCGCCUAUAGAAAGGCAGCUCGAGCGUUUCCGCGGAGCGCCUCCAGCUACAAAUCUCAAGACCGGCCAACAGUGGGAUGAACCCAACGUCUGGCCUCCGCAUGUGUACAUCCUCAUCGCCGGUCUCCUCAAUACUCCUGCAACUUUCGGACCCGAUGACCCUUCGUACAUGCGCAGUCAGUCGCUGGCUCUCGAAAUUGCUCAACGAUACCUUGAUAGCACAUUCUGUACUUGGAGAACUUCAGGCGGCGCAACACCCGACUUGCCUAAACUUAGUACAGUGCAUCCUGAAGAAGAUUUUGGUGGUGCGAUCUUUGAGAAGUACAAUUCUACUGAUAUCUUGACUUAUGGUGGUGGUGGGGAGUAUGAUGUACAGCUGGGCUUUGGGUGGAGUAAUGGUGUGCUGAUUUGGAUUGGAGACUUGUUUGGGCGGGAACUAAAAUUACCUGAGUGUGAGAGGCAGUUGGAAGGUGGAUUGGAUUCGAAUGCAAUGAGGAGCAAGAGUGACGAGUUGAGGAAGAGAGAUGCGGGAUGGAGGAUGGCUGGACAUUAG